GCUGAAUCUUCGACUCAGUUUUAUGUUGAUUACAAGAAUAGCUAGUAUCAAAAUCGUUAGAAAUGGAUAAAUAGCAUGGUGAACACGAUCGCAAACAUAGUCAAUGGCGCCGAUUACUGCCCUUUAACGGUCACUGUACACGACGAGUUCCCGUUAGUAAAUGUUGAGAGGGAAGAACUUCGAAAACUUCUCAGCGAUGAAGAAGCGCAAAAUAGCCACCUCGAUGUCGCAUCCUAUAAAGCUGCGGUAAACGAAUUGUUUGUCCCUAGGGACAAAAAGCAAACUAUCGUGUCUUUGGCUUGGAUGAAAGACGGAAAUGACAAAAUACUCGCAGUCAGUUAUGUGGUCCGCAAAUUCGAGUUGGGAGGAAGAGCUAUCGGACCCAUCACCAUAUCAACUGCUAUGGAGUUUGCUUACCAAAAGGCAAAGAAAUGUUCCAUUGCUUUCUGGCUCCAGGUCGCAGGGUACUUUAGAAACAGAGCAGCCAUCCAGCUAUACCUUGAAAAUUGCUUCCAGUUCCUUAGCAACUAUGGAAGGGGUGGGCUGUUGAUGUGUACGCAAUCGUUUGGAGAGGGUUCCUACAAAAGGAUCUGCAAUGCAACGGAGAGAAAGAUCGAAUCUGUGUUCCUCUUACCACUACUGAAGCAACGGCUUGCAGAGCAGGGCUCAGAUGAAGCGGCGCAUUCGAGCCGCCAGUUCGAUGAUGCCCAAGAGUCGCAAGAGAGUAUGUCAGUGGAUUCAGGGGUAGAACAUGAUGACACAGCUGAAGCCGUAUCCCAAACCGAGGCACAGAAGGAUAUCGUGACAGCCAGUCUUCUGUUAUUCGCGAAUUCCUGUCGCUCUUCGAAAAAUCAUUAUAGGUAACACACAUGAUUGUUUUAUUAAUUAUAUCUUAUCGUUGUCUUUCCGUACACAUUUGCAGCAGUUGACUUGGGCACCAGAAGUUAUAUUCCAUACAGCUGAGGGAAGUACAGAGGUAAUGGCAACACGAGUGUCACAAAUUGUAACUGGUAUCCGUAGACAUGAUGAAGCGUAUGGCUUAGUUCAGCACCUGGAAAUAGCACGUCAAAUUGACACCUUGACCACGAAGGAACCAAAAUGCCUAUUCCGCUAUCCAAGAUCAUUGUGGAGAAGGGAAGCAGAUCCCUGAGCUUGCCGUAAGUACAGCUUAUUAAGUCAUGAGGGUAUUUUGGGCAGUCUGUCGCUACCCUGUGCUGGUUUAGAGUGAAAAUGAAUUGGAGUGUAGCCCGUGUGUGCCUGCCAUUCUUGGGAGAGUAUCUCGAUGUGUGCUGCUUGCGACAGGAUGAAUUUCCAGCCAACAGAACUUACCCUCAAAUAGAAGGUCAUCGACAAUAUCUUCGGAUCAUGAUGGAGUUUCCUAGUGCAAGAUGCAGUGACGGUGAUGGUAUUCCAGAAGUUGGUGUGUACCGUGUUCUUGGGUUCUUUGAGGAAGAUCAACAAAUAGCGGAAGAAGAUGUAGCGAGGCAGCUAUGGAAACCCUUCCAACACGUCUUUGGUCGUGACCAUAACAGACCUGAUACUGCGGGAGCAGAGUAGCGCCUUCGCUUGAUAGGAUGUGAUACUCAGGUACGGCUAGUUGGGUUACCAUAUCGACUCUUGUCUGUCGUGCACCUUUUACGGCAAGAUCAUGAGUUAAUUUAGAUAUUAAUUGAGAAUCUGUGGCAUCAAGUUAGGAAGCUUUGAUUGUACCCAAGCCCGGAGAUGACAGCCUUGGUCCUGAUAGCCAGCAGAGAUAUUGGGCAGAGGGAAGAGAUUUUCUCGAAUCGACGCUAACUGAAUUGAGGGAGGAUAUACCAGAACGUGAGGCAGCCAUUCUUGUAUACUGUUUUGGAACUGACACGUACGGUAGGUUAUUGGUCGACUUGAGAGGAAUUGUCGAGCGCGGAACGCCUUCACCCGUGCAACCAAUGCUUCGGAGAUUCGAACUAGCUUCACGAGCGCUAAGAACUGGAUACGCCUACCCGACACAAUCUUACUAUUGUUACGGAGAUGUGCUAAACAGCUUUCAGAUUGCUGUAACAGGUAAGAAGGGGGCCUUCGCACGUGAUGAAGUGUUCGUUCAUCCAAUCAGGUGUCGAAAAGCGAGGCUGCAGAAAGAAAUGAACCAAUUCCACCGUCGCAGAGGCAGGUACGUAGAAUAGACAGUCUCGCCUCUAGGGUCCUCGAUCGUAAAGGUAGUACACCGAAUCCCCGGGCACCAAGUCCAAGGUUCUGUAAGUAAGAUUAUAAAAAGAAAAAAAAUGUAAAAUAUCAAUAGUCCAGUCUCAAGAGGUGGUACAACGAGUAUUUCUAGGUACUUAAUCCUAAAAAUACAACCAUUUAAAACCGGUUACAACAAGUCCCUAUGGAGCAGACAUGCUUACGCACAAACAUCAAAAGUGAUGCUUGAGAAAUGGAAACGAUCAAUUACCGUAGCUCAUACAUAGAUCAGUCAUGUUUGCUCUAUAACGAGGAAGGGAUGAAACCCACAGUCGUACAUUACAUUGUCAGGCUUUAUAUCAGCAUCAAUUCAAACGUACAUUCGAACAUGUUCAGUAUCGCUGUUAUUAAGAUGCAUUGUCAAUUAAUGUAAUGACUGUUUAAUGCAUUCUUGCUGUUUCUGCAAGAAUGGGGGACCGGACAAUCCUCAUAAAAAAUCUUGCCAAUCACACAUCUAAUAUAUCAUUAAAAUCAUCAUUAAACUGUCUACUGCUUAAAUGUGGGCCCUUUCCCGGACCAUAGCCCUGUCGGCCAAGGCAGGUUACAGACGCAUGCGUACUCCCCUGGCGUGCAGGCCCCCAGCAGCGUUGUAAUGACCGUACGCAAAAAAGACGAGCAUGAUUGGUUUGUUGUUGCUGUGUCACGUUCGCUGACCUACAGCAUGGACACUAGCCCUGUCGGGCAAGGCAGGUGACAGGCGCACUGCGUACUCCCCUUGCGUGCAGGCCCCUAGUAGCGUGUAAUGACCGUACGCAAAAAAGACGAGCAUGAUUGGUUUGUUGUUGUUGUGUCACGUUCGCUGACCUACAGCAUGGACACUAGCCCUGUCGGGCAAGGCAGGUGACAGGGGCGCUGCGUACUCCCCUGGCGUGCAGGCCCCUAGCAGCGUGUAAUGACCGUACGCAAAAAAGACGAGCAUGAUUGCUUUAAAUAAAAUCCCCCAUCCUGAGACAUGAAUUUAGUCAUUUAUUGAUUUGAUUGUAACACGUUUCUAAAAUACAUUUUCCCUCGUGGGGUCAAGAACUUACAAAAUCUAAAUCAUGGUGCUUUUUGUCAGAGAGCGGCAACUGACCCUCGGGAAAUCUCGGUACAUUGUUUAUGUUCAUAUCUUGAUGUAGUCCUCUUUUUGUAAAGGAUACCUCUUCAAACGGGUCUAGCGUUUUUCUCAUCCAAACAACUCCUGGGUGUCUGUAAGUUUUGAUAACAUUGUCUCUAGCAGGAUCUGCGCGCUCACCUAUUCCAUAAUUCAAAUGCAUUAUAUCACUAAAACGGUACGAAGCUCGGUAGUUAUCUUUCCGGCUAUCCACAUAUCUCUCCCUUAGCCACACAAAGUAAUUCUUGAAGUUCGACUGAUCUAACUCGAUCCAGUGUGUUUUGGGGUGAAGAGAGCUUUCGUUUAUCAGUUCGACGUAAUCAGCUGGGCAUUCUCUUCUUUGCGUAUAAGCUUUUCGCACCUGCCGGCGUCACGAUCGACCGCGCCAUAUGAGUGUCCGGCAACAAAAAAUUAGUCAAUUCGUCGUCUGAAGCCACAUUCCACUAGAUGCUCUAGGAAUAGCGCGACAGUAUAGUUCUUGUUCUGGGAACGAGCGUUGUCCGCCCAGAAAAUUAUCCAUCCUAUAUUGUCUUGUUCUACUCGUGUUAAGUGAUAAUAUAUACAACUCUGAAGACUAUCAGGAUUCUUUGGAGCGACGUUUUCUGGCCAAAUGUAAGUAGUUGUUAUUCCAGAGGCUCCGCUGUGAAUUCCAAAAGCGUAAGUAGCCAGUUUGCUUGCGUAGUAGCUAUCUUGAGUUUUUAUGUUAGGGCACAUGAUGUUUUUGUGGAAAUCAAAAUGGAAGCCUGAAACGCCAUCUCUUGGUGCCUCGACCGACAUGACACGGAAAAAUGUCUCAAAUAAGUGCAUACACGCAGGUUUUUCCCGUCAUGUCGCCUCAACCAUGUGCGCACCUUUUCACCAGUAGAAGUAAUACAUAAAAACAACAACAACAAACAGACAGACAAUGAGCGCGCAAAUUCGAAAUUCGAAAGAAAACACAUCAAGACCUAUCUAGGAAGCGCGCGCGCCAUUUCCAUCAACUGUUUGCUGUCGAGUGCGCACGUUGUUUUGCUUUUUUGAUUUUGAAUAUACGGAUAUAAGAGUUUAGUAAGGCGUUUCUCCAAUUAUUUAUUUUAGCAAUAUUGGUUUUGGGUACAAUUUUGACAAGAUUGCCGACACACGCCGCCCCAGCAAUUCAAUAUAUUGCGAGAAAUGACGCGGGCAGCCAAUUGCCUGGAAGUAGGGUCAAAACGAUCAAGAGCGUGCGUUCCAAAAAACUGAAGCCAAGAAAGAAUCGACCCUUCAAGGACGUUGAAUUUAUGAGCUUAGAACGCUGCCCUCGAAACAAUUUCCUGCUAGCCUACGGAAGGGACGUUAUCAAAUCGAUAAGGGACAACAACGACAGAAUGACAUACAGGGAUCAGAAUAUGCACCUUUGUGCACUGAUCGAUGUCUCUUGUGACGGAAAGAGGAAUAUUAUAAGCUACCAUAUAAAGGACAACACAGGGCUAAAAAAAGUAAAAAUAUGCAAAGUGGCCUUCAUGAGAGUCUUCAGCAUAGGAAAGAAGAAGAUAUCGGUGCUCUUGAAAAAGGUCCAGCCAUUUUCUGGGUAUGUUCUCGAAGACCAGAGGCGUUUCACACAAAACAGAGAAAAAUCUCACUUCGAAUCAAAGCAGAGGUCGUUGAGCAUUUCAGAAGCUAUGACCGUUCACAGUCCCAUUACGCGCGCGCAUUUACAAAGGAGAAGCAAUACUUGUCAUCUAACAAUUAUGGCGGGAUUUCUUAGCCAAGAAAGGCAUUGGAAGGGUCGACAUCGCUCCAUGAGUUUUACUUCUUAUAGGAGAAUAUUCAAAACGUUUAGCCUCUCGUUCCGUAAGCCUCACGUGGACACCUGCCCUUAUUGCGACAGUUUCCAGAUUAUUAUCAGGCAUGGCAACGCCGCCGUGGAACGUGCGGAGGCAGAGGAGGCCAAAAUGGAACACCUAAAAAAGCAGAUAUACAUCAUGACUGCAUAAAUUUUGACUUGAAUGUCUAGCCCCGUACAAGAAAUAACACGAUUUCGACCUGGCAAUUACCGCCUCUGUGGCGAUAGAAAAAACGAGAAAUAUCAAGAAUUUCUUUGCUUUUUGUAUCAUCUCAAAAGCUAAGAAUUAAUAUUGAAGAAAUAAAACGUUUGGCAUUGA
Nematostella vectensis (starlet sea anemone) is the source of this 5436-nucleotide messenger RNA. RefSeq lists its product as uncharacterized. Bases 76 to 864 code for a protein of 262 amino acids. The record is from RefSeq and is a predicted model, not a curated record. Lineage: Eukaryota; Metazoa; Cnidaria; Anthozoa; Actiniaria; Edwardsiidae. The transcript is spliced from 8 exons.